Desarmillaria tabescens is the source of this 1344-nucleotide messenger RNA. RefSeq lists its product as uncharacterized. The record is from RefSeq and is a predicted model, not a curated record. The transcript has 12 exons. NCBI's taxonomy places the organism in Eukaryota, Fungi, Basidiomycota, Agaricomycetes, Agaricales, Physalacriaceae. The coding region runs from base 1 to 1344 and encodes 447 amino acids.
AUGCCUAAAGGUCCUGAGAUGGACUUUGCUGUGUCCUUUCUCAUUCAUUGUUGCGACAAUACACUCAAAGGCCCUAUUCUACGAGGUGUUUAUGGAGAUCUGAAGAGACCUGGAUCUCCCCAAAGCAUUGCUAAAGAUCGUGCUAAAGGUCAAGACAUAAGCUUGCAGCAGAAAAACCAAGAGCAGGAAAUCAAGAAACCUGCAUUGAAGCAAUCUUCUUUGGACUCUUUCACAAAGAGGAAGAGGUUGCAUAUGACAGGGACUGCUACUUCAGCUUCAGCAGGCAGGGGUGAAGACGAGAAUGGACGUGUGUCUGAUUCGUUGAAAUCAGCAAAGAUAGUCAGGUUGCGAUAUAACACUCCGAUCUUCAGAGGCACUUUCUCUGUCAGCAAGCAGAAAAAUAUAUGGCCUGAUCCAAGAGUAGUGCCUGAACUGGAGUAUAGUGAUGGCCCAGAGGCAUUUCUCAAUAGUGACACGAAUCCCUUUCUGUCUCCUUUGUAUCUGCCAUACUCUCUAACGGGUACCAUUUCAGAUGAUGCCGAGGUGUUAUUGCAUGCUUACCAUGCAUGGCUCAGAGCUGUGGUCAAAUUCUGUGGAAAUCAUUGGCUAUCAGUGGAGCCUACAUGGACGGUAAUCAAAUGGGAUCACUCCGCAUUUGACACCUUUGGCAUGUCUUCCACCUUGGAUGCCAAUUUGAGAGGUCGUACAGUGUUAUGCGAGGCCACUUACACGUUUCUGUUUUCAUCCCAUCUCAAGAACAAAUGCCGACUGAAAAAGGCCCUGUCGUAUGAUCAUGUCGGUAUUUGUGCUACUCUACAAGAGCAGAUUAACUAUAAAAACGAACUUGUAGCAGCUGACCAUGCUUUUGACAUCUGGAACGAAGGUCAAGGAGCCAAGUUCGAUGUUUUUCAUCCACGAUUGUUGCAACACGCACAACUUCCAGGACAUCUUUGUCACCUGAUAGAGUUCGACCUGGUGAAUAUUGGGGAAGAAUAUCAAGAUCCUAUGGGUGCUGUCACUUGUUUCCUGGUACUAUUUUGGACAAAGCACCAUGGAAAAAACAGUGCACAACUUACCUCUAUGAGGAUAAAGAGUGUGGUUAUCAAACAUUCAAAGUCAGACUGGGUUGUAGGACUGCUCAAUUUCUGUGGGGUUUCUUUGGUCCAGACGCUGGGAAAUGGCCGAUAUAUAUAUUAUGUUAAGUAUCUUGGCCAUGGCGACUUGAACCCUGCACCACAUUAUUUCAAACUACUACAAGAUAUGAAAUACAAGUUGAUGGGUCAUAUCUGCAAGGUAGUCAAUCAGGUGAAAAAGGAUGGAACAUGGGAAACAGGUUAUUGGUGA